Molecule: messenger RNA, 1316 nt
Organism: Danio rerio (zebrafish)
Lineage: Eukaryota; Metazoa; Chordata; Actinopteri; Cypriniformes; Danionidae
Gene: schip1
Product: schwannomin interacting protein 1
Source: RefSeq, marked provisional
ACACACACGCCCGCACGGUUUGUUCUGUCGGCUGGGUGUGUUUCGCGUGUUUGCUGUGGAUCUAGAGAUGCAGUGAGAGAUGGUGCAUCAGGACAGCUGCUCCUAUCAGGCCCAGAAGAAUGAGCGCGAGUCUAUCCGGCAGAAGUUGGCUCUGGGCAGUUUCUUUGACGAUGGUCCGGGGAUCUACAGCAGCUGCAGCAAGAGCGGCAAACCCAGCCUCUCCUCACGGCUUCAGAGUGGGAUGAACCUGCAGAUCUGCUUCGUCAAUGACAGCGGCAGCGAUAAAGACAGCGAUGCGGACGACAGCAAGACGGAGACCAGCCUGGACACACCGCUCUCACCCAUGAGCAAGCAGAGCUCGUCGUACUCGGACAGAGACACCACAGAAGAUGACUCUGAGUCUCUGGAGGACAUGGAUUUCUUGAGUCGGCAGAAGAAACUGCAGGCCGAGGCCAAGAUGGCGCUCGCUAUGGCCAAACCAAUGGCCAAGAUGCAGGUGGAGGUGGAGAAACAGAACCGCAAGAAGUCGCCUGUCGCAGAUCUGCUUCCGCACAUGCCGCACAUCAGUGAGUGUCUGAUGAAGAGGAGUUUGAAGCCCACAGACCUCAGAGAUAUGACCCACGGACAGCUGCAGGUCAUCGUCAAUGAUCUGCACUCACAGAUCGAGGGUCUAAAUGAGGAGCUGGUGCAGCUGCUGCUGAUGCGAGAUGAGCUUCACAUGGAGCAGGACGCCAUGUUAGUGGACAUCGAGGAUUUGACCAGGCACGCUCAGAGCCAGCAGAAACACAUGGCGGAGAAAACGCCCUCCAAAUGAAUCCGCACAUCGGCCACUGCAUCAGUAUAGAGACAGACACCUUUGCUUUGCUUCUGUGGUUCAUGACUGCUGACGAUCGCUCACUUCUUCACUAACUAAACCGAGAAGAGAAUCCAGGAGGUUUCAGAGCCCGACGGGACGUCCUGGAUGCUGCAGUGAUCAGCCUUCGCUUCCUCAUAGAUCUUUUACGUUUGCCACUAAAUUAUAACUGUCGAAACAAAAAAAUGGUGUAAAAGCACCUCGUGAAAAUGUCCAGCGCUAUCUCACAGCAAUUCGUAACGUUUUCAUUCAGUGGCUGAUUUGUAUGAUCUCAUUCAUCCAAUUUAGUACGAUUUGCUGAUCCCCCAAUGGACCCUUUUCAUGUUAGAGUUUCUCUCAGCAGCAGAUAGUUGGCAAACUCAGAGCGCAGGAAUGGGAGAGCACAACAAAUCAUUAUUUUAUGAUCAUAUUAGCUGAAAUAAUAACAGAACAACUUCAGGAUGGUGUUAUCAAGACUUUCAGA